Messenger RNA from Durusdinium trenchii, 567 nucleotides. NCBI's taxonomy places the organism in Eukaryota, Dinophyceae, Suessiales, Symbiodiniaceae. The record is from the annotation of a GenBank genome assembly.
AUGGUGGUGGAAACUGGGCGUGGUCGAUCGCAAUAUAUAACCUCCAAUGAUUUGAAGAGUGCGGUUACAAAACACAAAUCUUUGACUUUAAGUUUGACGUCUUCAGCUCAGUACUUUGUGGACCGGCUGUCACCAAGAGACCGGCGCCUAUUGCAGGAAAACCUUCAACUCCUAGAUGGCAAGCGAGUGACUUUUGGUUCUACAUGCAGUGGCACUGACGUCAUUGUCCCAGUGGUGAAGCAUACCUUUUCAGAACUUAGCAAACUCUUCAACGUGUCCAUUCAGAUUGUCCAUAUUUUCAGCGUGGAGUCCCACAAGCAGAAAAGGAGUUUCAUCAAGGAUGCCCAUAGCACUUCCGAUGUCCAUCUUUUCGAUGAUGCUGCAAUCUUCAGGGAUGGAGGUGAAGCUUUUGGUGAUGUCUGUCAACGAUCUCAUGAGGUUCCAUCUGCAGUUGAUAUUUUGAUCUCCGGACCAUCUUGCAAGAACUUCAGCAAGGAAAAUCAGAAACGGGCCAACUUUGCUUCAUGUAACUUGGCUGGGAGUUCAAAUGUCUUGCUCCUGAAAUAA